AUGACCGGAUUUUACAAGAUGAACCUAUUGGAACAAAGCGACUUUUUCGUCAACAGUAAAUUUAGUUUCGUCAUUAUCUUAGUAGUGACAGCUUCAGUAGCAGCAGGUGGUAAAGAGACAACUUCAGGAAAUACACCGAUUCGAUCAGUUAUAUGGGACGUUGAGCGACCCAUUGCAAAAUCUACUGAUUGCUCGUUAAUCAACCAAGAUAGCCAGCUUAAUAUAACUUUAGAUACCAUUAAGAAAUUUACUUUGACAGAAUUUGCUUUAAUUAAAAUACCUGCAGGUGUCAACUUUAAAACACUAUUAACACUACGGUGA
Molecule: messenger RNA, 321 nt
Organism: Phycomyces blakesleeanus NRRL 1555(-)
Lineage: Eukaryota; Fungi; Mucoromycota; Mucoromycetes; Mucorales; Phycomycetaceae
Exons: 3
Coding region: 1-321 (106 amino acids)
Source: RefSeq, a predicted model, not a curated record